Molecule: messenger RNA, 1327 nt
Organism: Equus quagga
Lineage: Eukaryota; Metazoa; Chordata; Mammalia; Perissodactyla; Equidae
Gene: BFSP2
Product: beaded filament structural protein 2
Exons: 7
Coding region: 1-1245 (414 amino acids)
Biological process (GO): intermediate filament organization
Cellular component (GO): intermediate filament
Molecular function (GO): structural molecule activity
Source: RefSeq, a predicted model, not a curated record
AUGAGCACAAGGCGAGUGGUGGUGGAGGCGCCCCCCGGGGCCAGCCCCAGCAUGCCCCUCCAGAGGCACCGGGCAUCCUUCAGGGGAGCACGGAUAUCAUCUCCCCUGGAAAGCCCCCCAGCCUCCAGGACCAACGCUGUGGGUGGUCUUGUCCGAGCACCCAGGGUCUAUGUAGGGAUGGCACCCACUGUGUGCACAGGUGGCCUGGCGGCCCGUGUGACCCGUCGGGCCCUGGGCAUCAGCAGUGUCUUCCUGCAAGGCCUGCGGAGCUCAGGAACCACGGCGCCUAUUCCAGGCCUGGAAAGGGACCUCAGUGUCGUUGAGGACCUGGGGGGUUGCCUGGUGGAAUACAUGGCCAAGGUGCACGCCCUCGAGAAGGUCAGCCAGGAGCUGGAGGCACAGCUGCGGAUGCACCUGGAGAGCAAGGCCGGGCGCUCGGAGAACUGGGGUGCCCUCAGGGCCUCCUGGGCCAGCAGCUGCCAGCAGGUGGGAGAAGCAGUCCUGGAAAACGCCCGGCUCAUGCUGCACACGGAGAAUAUCCAGGCGGGUGCAGAUGACUUUAAAGAGAGAUAUGAAAAUGAGCAGCCGUUCCGAAAGGUAGCGGAAGAAGAAAUUAACUCUCUGUAUAAAGUCAUCGAUGAAGCUAAUAUGACAAAAAUGGAUCUGGAGAGUCAAAUACAGAGCCUGAAAGAAGACCUUGGCUUUCUGUCAAGGAGCUAUGAAGAGGAUGUGAAAAUGCUGUACAAACAGUUGGCAGGGUCUGAGCUGGAACAAAUGAACGUUCCCAUUGGCACUGGUCUGGACGACAUCCUUGAGACGAUCAGAAUUCACUGGGAGAGAGAUGUCGAAAAGAACCGGGUGGAGGCAGGAGCCUUGCUCCAAGCCAAGCAACAGGCGGAGGUGGCCCGCAUGGCCCGGACCCAGGAGGAGAAGCUGGCUGCUGCCCUCAGGGUGGAGUUACACAACACUUCGUGCCAAGUCCAGAGCCUCCAGGCUGAGACGGAAUCCCUGCGGGCCCUGAAACGAGGCCUGGAGAACACCCUGCACGAUGCCAAGCACUGGCACGACAUCGAGCUGCAGAACCUGGGCGCCGUGGUGGGCCGGCUGGAGGCGGAGCUGCGGGAGAUGCGCGCCGAGGCCGAGCAGCAGCAGCAGGCGCGCGAGCAUCUGCUGGCGCACAAGUGCCAGCUGCAGAGGGACGUGGCGUCCUACCACGCCCUGCUGGACCGGGAGGAGAGCGGCUAAUGAAGAAACUUCCUCUCUUCAUGAAGAAAAUGCUGCCUUCCUCACCCAGUGGCCAAUGAAGUUCCUCGAGGAGCUCUCCCAC